This is a messenger RNA of Mya arenaria, 3589 nucleotides long. RefSeq names its product baculoviral IAP repeat-containing protein 7-like. Gene Ontology annotation, cellular component: nucleus; cytoplasm. The record is from RefSeq and is a predicted model, not a curated record. Bases 813 to 1850 code for a protein of 345 amino acids. The transcript has 8 exons. NCBI's taxonomy places the organism in Eukaryota, Metazoa, Mollusca, Bivalvia, Myida, Myidae.
UAAUAAUUCAUAAUUCGUAGGAAAUUAGUGUUAAAGCUCGAAUCUUUUCUGCAAAUUCAUAAUUAAGUGGUGAAAUCGAGUAAUUUUACAUAAACAAAAAGGCAAUCUCGUUGUGAGCCGACGCCAUCUCGUGAAUUUGAGAAUCCAGUUAUUAGACUGUUCAUUAUGUGAUCGCUGUGAAGUGAAUAAUCCUUUAUGAUAAUUGCUUCGCUAUGGUUAAAGUAUCUAUUUCAUCAAAGCUCCCGAAAGGAGCAUGUGCUCAUAAAAAGAGACAUACUAAAUCGGAAAAUAGAUAUGCGAUUCUUAAAAGAUCGCCACGGAAAGGAGUUGCAAGGUCUAAAUGCCACCAUCAAAGAAGGAAGAAAAGCAAAAGGGAUGUAAAAACUUUAGAAGUAAUUAUCUUCGAGAUUCACAUUGUGAACGCCGCGAAUUUCAGUGCCUUUAUUCGGCAUGUUCUGUCCAGUUUUCAAGAAUAUAAGGUGUACUUUCGGUAUAAAGACGGUCAAUAUCGCUGUUUCGUGUUGCUUGAUUCACAAGAGGAGCUCGAAAUUACGGAGGAGAAUCAAAAUGUACGGAUAUGUUCCUAUCUCCACGAGGUACCUUUUACGGACUUUCUGGUAAGGACGUCGAGAACUGCGGGGUCUUUCGUGGUACUAUAUAAGAGACCAUACUGUCAGCAGAUGUUUGAAAAGCUUCAAUGGUACGUACACGAUGACCUUUGCCCAUAUAAAGUUGAUCUGUCGAAGAAACAGUUGAUGGAAAUGCCUUAUGAAUAUGACACUUUCGACAACAUGUAUCAUUAUGGUGACUAAAUGUUAGUUGCAAAUAAUAGCUCUGACACAAUGACCGUGAAAAACAAAAACCUUGAUCUGGUAGUUCCGUUCAAAGAAAUUCAAAUUUAUGCACUUCCCUGUGUAAAAAGUUAUUUCAAGCAGUUAGCACUACCAGGAAAUUCAUCCAAAAACAUAAUCUACAAUGACGGUGAAUUGCUACUGAAUCCGUCGCAAUUGCGGGUAGGGAUUAAAUAUGGCGAUGGUGAAAAUGCUCAUGAGCAGAACAACAUUUCAAUAUUAGAGAGCGCUAGGGCAAAUGGCAUAUCACGAAGCAAAAGAAGACGGCCUCGCUAUCCAGGGAAAUGUACCAUGGAAUUCAGACUAGACACGUUUACCACCUGGGCGCAUUCAGCACCUACCCCACAAACGCUUGCAGCAGCUGGCUUCUUUUUCAAGGGCGAUGCGGACCUUGUUCGGUGCCACCAGUGCGGUAUCGGCCUCAAAGACUUCAGCCCGGUUGACGAUACAUUGUCAGAGCAUAUUAAACACGAUGGCAGCUGUGAAUUCCUCAUUGAUUUAUAUGGGAUUACUAGAUUGGAACGGAAAAGGUGUCUGAUUAACGAUCCUGAACCUUUAAGAAGACGACAGCUUGAAUCGCUCCAUACACAAACAGCCCCAGAUAGAACAUACCGACGACCCGAGUACGCGAGCUAUGAGGCCCGCCUGGCGACAUUUGACGGUUGGCCGGAACAUGUGUCUCAGAAGCCGCACCAGCUUGCAGACGCUGGUCUGUACUUCACAGGUGUUAAAGAUCAUGUGCGGUGUUUCGCCUGUGACGGAGGACUGCGACAGUGGGAUGAGGGAGACGACCCUUGGCUGGAGCACUGCCGCUGGUUUCCAGCCUGUCCCUUCGCCAGGACAUCUAAGGGUGACGAAUUUGUUGAACUCAUUCAGGCUUUCGUCGACCAAGGGGAGGAGUUUUCAGACCUGGAGGAAACAAGACCUUCUGGUGAAGACAACAUCCCGUUGGGGUUAACGGAGCUCGAGCAACACCGGCGCACGUUGACUACCGAAUAAAUUAAAGAGGACGCCAUUCAGCAUAGACAAUAUGGAAAUAUCUCUCCAACAUUAAAUGAUCUUAAUAUACGGAAACGGAAUGAAAUUCGACCAAUUCAACAGGAAGCAGCAGAAGCAGUGGACAGACAUGAAAGCAUAUUUGAAGAGAAUUCUCGUUUAAAGCACAUCUUGAAAUGCCAGCGGUGUAAUGUCAAUAACGUCAAUGCACUGUUCCUGCCAUGUGCGCAUCACCGGAUGUGCAUGAAGUGCGCGAGCAAAUACGACGUCACUGUGUGUCCAAUUUGUGACCGGCCGAUCAGGGAAAUCGUUAAAACAUUUAUGGGUUGAAAUGCGUUCGUCCAUUUAACCGUCUUAAAACCAUACACCAACGAAUUUAAUGUUCUUUUAUAGCUAUUUAUUUGCUCGAGGCAGGGAUUCAAAAAAGGAAUAGGCCGUGUUCGACGAAAAAUUAUUUCACUGUCACAUAUGAAGUCAGGAGACAGGGAUGAAAAGGGUAUAAAAAUCGUCGAUCAUUUGUAUAGUAAACUUAUUGAAAUAAAUACAUUAAUUGUUGUUUAUAAUUGAAUGGACAAUUUAAAGCAAUCUGUGAUUAUGUAUGUAAGAGAUGUUUAUUACACCAGUUAUAUAUCUACACUGUAUGUAAUUAUUAAUGAUUGUUACUUAUGUGCUCACAUGCAUGUAUUUAUAUAUUUGUAUAUCUAUAUUUAUAUAUCUGUGUCUUCUUAGAUGUGUGUCUUGACUUUUAAGUACCUGUUAUUGCCACAAAGUGUCUUUUAUUAUAUAAUGUUGUUUACCAUAUAUGCUCAAGCCUCACCUCAUGUGAUAUAUAUCGUAUUUGAUCAUCUGUGUGUCAUUCCGAAAUACCUCAUAUUGCUCUAGUCAAGUCAGUCUAUUUGGUUCUAAAACCUGACAUCAAGUGUCGAACAAACCAAGCCUGGCUUUAAAUGUGCCAGGAAAUAAGCAAUGAUUGAAUGAAAACAAAUACCCUUUUCCCCCCGAAAUCAAAUUUCUCUCAUAUUCUUCAUUAUCUUUGUACACCCAAUUUGCAAUUGCAGUGCUUAACAAAACAACAUGUCGCUAUAAUAAUAUCAACAGGAUUGCCUAAAACUACCUUAAAAUAUUUACACUGAAACGCAUCAAAUGGCCAAAAACCACUAUGGCGGCUCGUUUCAAGUAGAAAAUCAACUAGAAGAUGUCAAUCCACCCAUUCAAAACUUAACUCAUGUUAUCUUGACAAAGGUCGUGCCUUAGAAUCCAUAAUGACACUGUAUAUGAUAAGCCAGCACCUCCUACGGCAUCCUGAGAAGAAAACGAACAACAUCAGGAACGUUUGCUCUACCCAAGCUUGCACUGGAUUAAACAGACGUUCAAGAGAGUAUUAUACACAUCAUACGAGGGGACCACCUUCAGAUUAAACCCUCAAUUUCUGUUGUUUUUUUCAGUAAUUAUUUUUUUGUUUAUUCUAGCUUUGCAUUGUUUGUGUGUAUUUAACGCAUUGAAAAUAUACUGUUUUUUUGUUCAACAUCGUCCACCAUCGAGUUGAGUGAAUUACAGUGUUCAUGUAUUUGUAUUUGACAUCAAUGUAGCACGUUAUAAUACAAAUAACAUGUAUGCUAAAAAUUAUUUCUUUGUUUUCAUUUUCUCGAACAUAACCAACCAAUGCUUGAACACCAAAGUUGAUGUUGUCUGACUUAUCAAUACCCAAUGCUCAUUAGAGAGCAAGUCAACGCUCCAUCCAA